UUCCCUCUUCAGUCUAGCCCCAGACAAUAAAAAGGGCAGCAGUUUAUCUUUUAUAAAAGUUACUAAAAAUCUAUAAAAUAAAAAUGUUCAAGUGGCUGGUUUUGUUGACCAUCUUGGCUUUGGUCAGUGCUGAGAUUCAGCGUAUCAAGAUCCAUAAGAAUCAAGAUCAUAAGAACACCCGUCAGCAUCGCAAGCAGGCCAUCAGGGCUUUGAAACAUAAGUACCAUCAAACGGACGAUCUCGUCAUCUAUGACGAUGGAGUUCCGAUCUAUGUGCAGCCUGAUUAUGGAUACGAUUAUCCCAGCCAGAACUCGGAUGACUACACACCCGAGGAACUGGGCAACUCGAUGAAUAUGUAUUACUAUGGUGAAAUUAGCAUUGGAACUCCGCCGCAGUACUUCAAUGUCAUCUUCGAUACGGGUUCUGCCAACUUGUGGAUUCCUUCUUCCCAGUGCCUGGCCACCGAUGUCGCCUGCCAGCAGCAUAAUCAGUACAAUGCCAGUGCCUCCUCCACCUUUGUGUCCAGCGGUCAGAACUUCUCGAUCCAAUAUGGAACUGGUAGUGUCACGGGUUACCUCGCCAUUGAUACGGUCAUUAUUAAUGGUUUGGCCAUCGCAAAUCAGACCUUUGGAGAGGCAGUUUCUCAGCCGGGAGACAGUUUCACCGAUGUCGUUUUCGAUGGCAUUCUGGGCAUGGGUUUCCAGCAAAUCGCCGAGGAUAAUGUAGUGCCUCCGUUUUACAAUCUCUACGAACAGGGUCUUAUUGAUGAGCCAGUCUUUGGUUUCUACUUGGCCAGGAAUGGUUCCUCCGACGAGGGAGGUCAACUAGCUCUGGGUGGAACCGAUGAAAGCCUCAUCGAUGGUGAGAUGACCUAUACAUCGGUGACCCAGCAGGGUUACUGGCAGUUCAGUGUGAACAACAUCACUUGGAAUGGAACCGUGGUUUCGGAUGGUUGCCAGGCAAUCGCCGAUACGGGUACCUCUCUGAUUGCCUGUCCUCCGGCUGCCUAUACCCAGGUUAACUCCCUGAUUGGCGCCAUGCUUAUCGAGGGAGAUUACUAUGUGCCUUGCUCCACUGUGGACUCACUGCCUGUUUUGACCUUCAACAUUGGUGGCACCAACUUUGAUCUUCCUUCCUCGGUUUAUAUCCAAACCUACACCGAAGGCAACUACACCAGCUGCAUGUCCACUUUCACUUAUAUUGGAACCGAUUUCUGGAUCUUGGGAGAUGUCUUCCUGGGCCAGUACUACUCCGAGUUUGAUUUUGGCCAGAACCGCGUGGGUUUCGCUAAUCUGGCUUAGAUCUUUGACGAACCAACGAACUAGGCUUAAAAAUGGUUAUAAAAAUACAAAAAAAUAAAUAAAUAUAUGCAUAGAAAAGUU
Molecule: messenger RNA, 1382 nt
Organism: Drosophila eugracilis
Lineage: Eukaryota; Metazoa; Arthropoda; Insecta; Diptera; Drosophilidae
Product: lysosomal aspartic protease
Exons: 1
Coding region: 84-1301 (405 amino acids)
Biological process (GO): cell death; proteolysis
Cellular component (GO): lysosome
Molecular function (GO): aspartic-type endopeptidase activity
Source: RefSeq, a predicted model, not a curated record